AUCGAAGUACCUUUUUGAUGAAAAAUUUCUAAGGGAGAGACACUAAGCGAUGGCGAGCGAGAACCCGUCGUGCCGCAAAACCUAUGGUGUCCCUCUCUACUGUGUGUCCUGCGUCCCCCUCGAUCGCAUCAACAUCAUCAACAACAAUGAUGAGGAUCAUCAAGAUCAAAGCAAAGAGCAGGAGAUCCCAAAACAUCCGACCUCCGAUCGACUUUUCGUUGCCCUUGGCGGUGGCGGAGGCGAGGGACAUAGUGGCAUCCCGAACGCUGUUGUUCUCUCCACCUUCGAUUUUGCUUCCAGAUCUCUCUCCGACGAACCGGUUUUUAGAUUGGGAAUGGAUGGAGAAUUGCCUUAUAGGAUGGCGAUGCAUCCUAAUGGAGAUGGCUUUGUUUGCUCUUUUCCUAAGUCAUGCAGGUUGUUUGAAUGGGACUUUUUGGAGAAUAAGGAACUCCUGGCAAUGAAACCUUCCGAAAAGAUAUUAUCAAAGCUAGAAGAUGUUGGUCAACAGUUGGCAUUAGCUUUUAAUGUGGAAGGGUCGAUACUUGCAACUGGCGGGGAGGAUGGGCAUCUAAGGGUUUUCAAGUGGCCAAGCAUGGAAAUCAUUCUUGACCAAACUGAUGCUAACAAUGCCAUAAAGGAUUUGGAUUUCAGCUAUGAUUCAAAGUAUCUUGUGUCUUUGUGGAGUAAAGGGCCUAGCAGGCUUUGGGACCUGACAUCAGCAGCAGCUGCAGCCAGCUUACAAAGAGAAGAUGGUGAAAUGUUUGGCUUCUGCAGGUUCUCUCAGAGCUCGGGUGAAAAUCAGAUGUUGUAUGCAACUGCAAUGCAUGGUAAAUAUGGGAAAAUUAUCUCUUGGAAUGUUGGUUCAUGGCAAAGAGUUGGGUCAAAGAAGAUUGUACGUGACGGGAUAUCUGCCUUUAAUGUAUCACCUGACGGAAAACUCCUCGCAGUAGGGACUUUCGAAGGAGACGUCAUUAUCAUAAAUUCUUCAAACAUGCAGCCAAUGACAACAGUUAAGAAGGCGCAUCUUGGCAUUGUUACUUCAUUGGCAUUCUCCCAAGGUUCCAGGGUGUUACUGUCUGCAUCUUUCGAUUCAACGGCUCGAGUGACACUAAUUGAAGACAAAAAGAAGAAUGGGAUGAAUAUAAUGCUCAUCCUUUUGGUUCUAUUGUUCUCCUUCCUUGUGUACUACUUGUUGAAUCGGAGGGACCUGUGGCAGUCCCAACUUCCCUACCAAUAAUGUGUACAAAUCCAUGGCUGAAGGGUGAUAGUUUGUCUUGGCUGGCAAAAAAUCUGUCGGGGGUCUUAUGAAUUCAUGCAUACGAGUAACACAACUGUAGUUUUUCAUCCUUGCUCACCUUUAUCGACAUGAACAUUUUGGUACAUGCUCAGUUCACCUUCUCAUGUAAUGAUACAUUCAGCAAGUAUUUUUAGUGUUUGUUUCUUGGACGUGAAUCUAGGCAUCUAGCCGAGAAACUGUAUUAAACAAAGUGAUAAUACAUGCAAAAUAGAUAUUUGCAUGGAGCAAGGCUGACGGCAAUAAUCUAAAAGUGAAACAAAAGUCCUGAAGUCUAUUUGCUGUUACUGGGUGAAGCGCUUGAACGCACGUCUCUUUAUCCAUUAAGAAGCUUGAGACUGCAAUUAGUCAUCGGCAAAGAAAUCACUCACUUCAGGAGCACCCGCUGCAAGCAAGAAUGACUGCCGACUUAUUGUAUUCUGCUAUCGACAACACAUCCCUUGAACAGAUCGGGAUGCCAUCAUUAUCAACGGUUGACAUAAGUAUGUUCUAUUGCAUAAAAGAGGUGGAAGUUCAUUGGGUUGAAAAAUGCUGUAAUACAGUAAAUGUCUGUAUUUCAUCAAUCAAUCAAUCAAUCAUCAAUAAUAAUAAGUGAGUUCUUUCUUAA
Messenger RNA from Asparagus officinalis (garden asparagus), 1901 nucleotides. Its product is annotated as SEC12-like protein 2. Gene Ontology annotation, biological process: protein secretion. The transcript has 10 exons. Gene Ontology annotation, cellular component: endoplasmic reticulum membrane. The record is from RefSeq and is a predicted model, not a curated record. The coding region runs from base 50 to 1237 and encodes 395 amino acids. Gene Ontology annotation, molecular function: guanyl-nucleotide exchange factor activity; protein binding; GTPase activator activity. Lineage: Eukaryota; Viridiplantae; Streptophyta; Magnoliopsida; Asparagales; Asparagaceae.